GUCUAUAUCGGCUCCUUCUGGGACCGACCCCUUGAAUACGAUCUCAAUCGACAACUCUUUGAAACCGAAGAACAGGAUCUGUUGAAUGAUUUGACGACACUUCCCAGGGAUGGACGGCUGCGGCUGUUGAACGAUCUGAUCAAACGGACCCAAUUGGCCAAAGUUCACGCUCUGGUUAUCGCUGAGCUCCGGCGACAUAUGCCUCUCGUGUUGAAUAAGAAACAGAAACAGAAGGAACUGAUCCACGGGUUGAGCGCCAUAUACAGCGAUAUUCGGCACAAAUAUGGCAUACCUUUGAGCGACUUUCCCGCCAUUGAAACCAUGAAACAAAAGCUCAAAGACUUUGAUUUCAGUCGCUUUCAUUCGCACAACAAAUCACUGUUUCGGCAAAUCGACGAAAUGAUGGCCAGAGAUGUGCCAAAACUCAUGUCUAGCAUCGUAUCGGAACAGAUGUCGGCUCCGGUGGACGCCUACGAUAUAAAGGGCGGAAAGUUUGAUGUAUUAAAUCGCGAGCCGUUUGGAUACCUGAAGGGCGAGGGUUGGGACGCCGGCGCCGACGGCACCGCCCAAUGGAUUGUGGAGAAGAGCCGACACACGUAUGACAAAGUGUUCGCCACACUAUCGCCAGUGAACGGCAAGAUAUCGUCGGUGAGAGUGAAGGCAGAGAUGAUUAAAUCCAAACUACCCAACAGUACGUUGAAUAAGAUCUAUAGGCUGUCGGAUGUGGACCGCGACGGCCUGUUGGACGCCGACGAGUACGCGCUGGCCAUGCAUUUGAUGGCAAUCAAACUGGACGGACACGAUCUGCCCCUCGCUCUGCCCCCGCAUCUCGUCCCGCCCUCCAAACGCACCACCAAAUUGUGA
Messenger RNA from Medioppia subpectinata, 864 nucleotides. NCBI's taxonomy places the organism in Eukaryota, Metazoa, Arthropoda, Arachnida, Sarcoptiformes, Oppiidae. The record is from the annotation of a GenBank genome assembly.